AUCUGUAAGUAAUUUUACCUCUGGAGCAGAAAGUGAUACCAUUCAAAAGCAAAUGGGAUUAAUAAAACUCAGAAUAAUAGCUUUUAUUGUUCUCCAAUGUAUAAUAAUUGGUGUCGUACCAAGAAUUUUUGAAGACCAAAAAUGUCAAGCUGACACACCAGAAGGGCAUUUCAGACCAUCUGUUCCACACUUGACAUUAACAGAAGACUAUCUGAAUCAGUUCAAAGAAAUCAUCAUAAUAGGUGAUCAACAUGGAUGCUACGACGAGGAACAACUUCUCAUUAACAGGUUCCAGUUAAACGAUACGGUUCUGAAAAUAUUCACUGGAGAUCUUACAAGAAAAGGUAAUAAAAACCUUGAAGUUAUUCGUUAUGUUAAGAACUGCAGCUCAUGCAUUAGUGUUAGAGGAAAUAAUGACGAAAAAACGUUAUUAAUGAUUUGGAAAAAGCAGACUGGUAGCAAUUACACUUAUGCACCAGCAGAUAAGUGGAUGAAAGAUUUGACCGAAGAUGAAAUAAAUUGGCUUAAAGAACUCCCAUAUUCGAUUUACCUACCAAGCAUGAAUUCCAGAGUAUGCCAUGGAGGAUUUUUGCCAGGUGGUAUACCCAUUGAAGACAACCGACCUUACACUAUUAUGAAUAUCCGAACUGUUAUUGCGGAUCCCGAAUGCCCAGGUGGUUGGCGACCAACUCGACAAGAGUUCCUGGAUUCCAAGGAGACCCCAACUUUCCCAUGGGCUUCACAAUGGCGGGGACCAGAACAUAUUUUCUUUGGACAUGACCAUUCAAGGCAAUUACAAUUGUAUCCAUUCGCAACUGGGGUCGAUACAGCUUGUGUCCGGGGACACUACAUGACAGGUCUUUUCAUCAGAGGUCCUAGAAAAGGUACAUUCGCCACUCAACCUGCUUUAAAGAAAUAUUAUCACGGAAAGGUGUAAAUAUUCGAUGACAGCAAUGAAUACUUAUAGGAAAAAAUUAUUAUCUGAUGAAGAUGCUAAAAUUACACCAUUAUGUGUAUAAGGACUUCAAAUUUUCAAUGUUUGAGACAGCUGAUUUUUACAUUUAUCUUAGAAUACUUAAUAAAGUAUGCACUUAGAAUAUAA
Messenger RNA from Argiope bruennichi, 1102 nucleotides. RefSeq names its product bis(5'-nucleosyl)-tetraphosphatase PrpE [asymmetrical]-like. Gene Ontology annotation, molecular function: phosphatase activity; endopolyphosphatase activity. The coding region runs from base 53 to 937 and encodes 294 amino acids. NCBI's taxonomy places the organism in Eukaryota, Metazoa, Arthropoda, Arachnida, Araneae, Araneidae. The transcript is spliced from 2 exons. The record is from RefSeq and is a predicted model, not a curated record. Gene Ontology annotation, biological process: polyphosphate catabolic process. Gene Ontology annotation, cellular component: cytoplasm.